Messenger RNA from Nestor notabilis (Kea), 486 nucleotides. RefSeq names its product armadillo repeat containing 7 (gene ARMC7). The record is from RefSeq and is a predicted model, not a curated record. Gene Ontology annotation, molecular function: protein binding. Lineage: Eukaryota; Metazoa; Chordata; Aves; Psittaciformes; Psittacidae. The transcript is spliced from 2 exons. The annotation marks the transcript as partial.
GCAGAGGCCAAGGAGCAGGUCCUGGCCAACCUGGCCAACUUCGCCUACGACCCGCGGAACUACGAGCACCUCCGGCAGCUCCAGGUCCUGGACCUGUUCCUCGACAUGCUCACCGAGCACAGCGACACCCUCGUGGAGUUCGCCAUGGGGGGUCUUUGUAACCUGUGCCUGGAUAAAACGAACAAAGACUACAUCCUGGCGGCAAACGGGGUAGAGCCCAUCAUCAACUGCCUCUCCAGCCCCAACGAGGAGACCGUCGUGUCGGCGGUCACGACGCUGAUGUACCUGACGACGCCGCGGUCGCGGCAGCAGACCACGGCGCUGCCCGUGGUGGAGUGCAUGCUCCGCUUCUCCCUCUCGGCCAGCAGGAGGCUGAGCAACCUGGCAACCAUCUUCCUGGAGGAUUACUGCACCCCUCUGCAGGUGGAAGAGGCCAGGAGCCUGAGCAAACACACCGCCGUGGGGAUUCCCCUCCCCAAGGACUGA